This is a messenger RNA of Triticum turgidum subsp. durum (durum wheat), 714 nucleotides long. NCBI's taxonomy places the organism in Eukaryota, Viridiplantae, Streptophyta, Magnoliopsida, Poales, Poaceae. The record is from the annotation of a GenBank genome assembly.
AUGAAACCCAAUAAAUUUAGUGGGAGAGCCCUAAUAACCGCUUAUUGGGGAAAUAGUUUUUGGGUCAUCUGCUGGAGAUGCUCUUACUUGUACUCCAUUCAAAAUAAUGCGUGUUUUUUUAAACAAACAUUAUGUCAACCAUGUAUAACCAAUGCAGAUACCAUAAGAACUGUUGAAGGUUAUUCUGAUAUUAUCGUUCUGAGACAUUUUGAAAGUGGAGCUGCCAGAAGAGCAGCGGCUACUGCAGAAAUUCCGGUUAUUAAUGCAGGUGAUGGGCCAGGGCAACAUCCUACUCAGGCUCUGUUGGAUGUAUAUACAAUAAAGAGAGAAAUUGGUAGGCUAGAUGGAAUCAAACUUGGUUUGGUUGGAGACCUUGCCAAUGGGAGAACUGUUCGUUCUCUGGCCUAUUUGAUCGCUAAGUACCAGAACAUUAAGAUAUACUUCGUAUCUCCAGAUGUUGUAAAAAUGAAGGAUGAUAUCAAGGAGUACUUAACUUCACAAGGUGUUGAAUGGGAAGAAAGUUCAGAUUUAUUGGAUGUGGCAUCCAGGUGUGAUGUAAUUUAUCAAACACGCAUUCAAAAAGAAAGAUUCGGAGAGAGGAUCGAUCACUAUGAGGCUGCUCGUGGGAAAUAUAUUGUGGAUAAGAAGGUUUUAGGUGUGCUACCAAAGCAUGCUGUUAUCAUGCAUCCCCUUCCAAGGCUGGAUGAGGCUUAA